CUUCCUUGACCUCAGCUCAGCUCGGUAACUCGCAGUCUCGCAUCCCUUUUCUUCAGUUCUUCCUCACACCGAAAGCAGCUCCGCACGGCGAAGCUACAGCCUACAGCUAAGCUCCGUCCCGGCCUUGCCAAAUAUACCAUGGCGGCGACCGUGGCCUGCUCCUUCUUCUUCGACGCCGAGCCGGUCGGCGAGUCCGGUAUGCCCGCGCAGGACGCGUGCGCGCUCUGCGCCAAGUCGCUGGCCCGGAACAACGACAUCUUCAUGUACAGAGGGGACACCCCCUUCUGCAGCGAGGAGUGCCGCCACCAGCAGAUGCGGCUCGACGCCGUCUGCGAGAGGCACGCGGCGCGGACGCUGCAGCGCUACUCGUCGGCAACAGAGUCCCAUCGCGAUCAGCGAGAGUCCAGGAAGGUGUCGAUCGCGAGCUAGUGCUAUCUGAAGCAACACGAUCUGUAUUCUGAAGAAACCGCCGAUUUCGGGAGGCAUCUGUUGUCUCUGCUGCUCUUGCCUGAGCGUAAGCCGGCGUUGCGCCUCGGCGCCACCUACGGUUACAGGUACAGGGGCAAGGCACGAAGCGUAGUUCCCCAUGUAGCUUUCCCGAGAUUUGUCCAUGGCGAGCUAAUUAAGCUGCGCCGAUGGGUACUCUGGGCGUGUUGUGCCCAUGGAUUGCUUUGUUUUGGUUGGAAACGAAAUAGUAGAACAAUGCCGUAGAUCUGGAGAGUCAAUCAAACCUGAUUUUGUUCGUGCGCCGUCUCUUAUUUUGUUUCCCUGGUGAUAGCAUUUUUAUUUAGUUUUGUGGUACUAGAGGCUAAAUACACAAACUGUACAAGACCAUUGUCAUUGUCAAAGAAAAUCCCGUCUCUCACGAUUAA
Molecule: messenger RNA, 872 nt
Organism: Lolium perenne
Lineage: Eukaryota; Viridiplantae; Streptophyta; Magnoliopsida; Poales; Poaceae
Product: FCS-Like Zinc finger 3-like
Source: RefSeq, a predicted model, not a curated record